UAUAAGAUCCGGUGUUUCAUUAUUCCAGUCAUUGUGCUGAAGUCUUCAUUGGCUAAAAUGUCCUGUUCUGGGUUGUUUUGCUGGAUUCUGAUACAGACCUUUAUAGUGUACGCCGUCUCCAACACUGUGAUUACAGGAGAAGCAGGGCAAUCUGUUACAUUGCCUUGCUUCUACCGGGUGUCAAGACGGAGAGACAUCUCAGAUAUGUGCUGGGGCAAGGGCACGUGCCCAAAUUCGAAAUGCAGAGACAAAAUUUUGCACACCACUGGCAAUAGGGUGACGUACAGAGUAUCUCAGAGAUACAAUCUUCAUGGCUAUAUUUCCUACGGAGACGUAUCUCUCACAAUAAAGAAYGUGAAGGAAGAAGAUGCAGGUGUAUACUGCUGCCGCAUAGAAAUCCCUGGCUGGUUCAAUGACAUCAAAGUGAACGUAAACCUGAGGGUGGUUCAAGGAACAACUCUGCCAGCAACAACCAGGUUUGAGACAACAGAGUUGACCAUGACUCCUUCAGCCCCUGAUCUUCAAGCAACAGUUACAACAGAGACUGCUGUCCUCCUGACAACUGUUGGUACCUCAGCAACAACUGUCACCGAAGUCACUGUUCCUCCAAUACUUACUGAUCCACCAGCAACUACUGAGUCCCCAGCAGUAACUAUGUUGGAGACCUUUGCUCCCCCAACAUUAACUAGGACGGAAAAUGACUUUUUUCCAGAAAAUGUGGAGACAACUAGUGCUCCCAUAGGUUUUUCAACCGUUUUUCAAGCAUCUGGCAUGAUGACUGAAGAUGAUUAUGUGCUGAGCUCAACAGGAUUUGUCAAUGUUCCUGAAGUAACUACUGAAUUCCUAAGUAAACUCCUAAGUUCAGAGGGAACUGAAAAUGCUGACACUUCUUUCCUUAUAGAAGAUGAACUAACUGCAGUGACUGUUCCCACUCUGCUUAUCAGCCCACGUUACAGGAGUCUGAAUGGACUUGCGUCUGCGUACAACUCCCUGGCAGAAGACCCUGCAACAGGUAAGGAGAGCAUAGUGCUGAGGCUGCGGAUAGCCAUGCCGGUUGCUGUUAGUGCCCCAACAAGAAACUGA
Molecule: messenger RNA, 1083 nt
Organism: Nothoprocta perdicaria
Lineage: Eukaryota; Metazoa; Chordata; Aves; Tinamiformes; Tinamidae
Product: T-cell immunoglobulin and mucin domain-containing protein 4-like
Exons: 6
Coding region: 58-1083 (341 amino acids)
Source: RefSeq, a predicted model, not a curated record